UACAUCCGUAUUUACAGGAGUCGUCCGAUCGCUUUAAGGGUAGUUGGAUCACAUCGAGCUUAUUGUUGUUGCUAUUUUUUUGUUUUGUUUUGUUUAUUUUAUUUUAUUUUUAUCAUGGUUAAUAUGAAUCUGAGUACACGUUGCCAAAUUGGUCUUGACUUCUUCGAGUUUUUGAACGAGACUAAUCGAGCAUCCAUAAAGGAAAGAAUUCAACUAAGAGACAUUUACAACGCUGAGUUCAGGAGCAGGAAUGCAGGAACCAGAGAUCCAAACUUCGGUUCAGUCCUCUAUGCUCUGAAGGUGUGCAACAAAAUAACAAGACGGCGUGAAAACAUAACGUUCAACAUCACGGUCAGGAAUCUGUAUGUGGACCAGUGGCAGACUCCCAGGAACCGACAGCCGCAGCCUGUCCAUGGAGCGGCUAGCCUUGAGACCAUACAGGCCUUCAACUCUGCAGAUGAGGCAGAGACAGGAGUGAGAGCCCGGAGAAAACUGGCCAGUCUUCUGAUAAACAAACUCAAGGUGGACAGGACUGAAUUUAUCUCUGAUAAACAUGGGAUCAGCAUCACCUGUGACCAUCCGUUUGAGAACGGAAAACUUGGCCUACGUGUGGAAAACACAUAUGAGUAUGGGGUUAAACUGAGCGUGACAAACACUGGGACAAAGCCUGUGCAUUUCACUUACUACACUCCGCUGCACUGGCUCAGAUGUUUAACCAUGACUGAUGAGCACAGAGUGACCAAACUGAAUCCUCUGCGAAUAUCACCAGGGGGCACAUAUGAAAUCCAGGUUUAUUUCCGCUGUGAUUCUGUUGGGUUUUAUCCCGCUACACUGGCCUUUGAAUUCAAACCUGACUUAACGCCAUCGUCCAAACCGUUCCACAUUGUGCGCUUCAUUGAAGCCCAAUGCAUAACUUCCUUAGGACUGGAGCUGGCACCUGUCGCCCCCUACAAGCCGCGCUCCCUGCCUGCCUGGACCGCCGGACCUAACUGGCCGAUUGUGGACGGACAGCGACCUGAAGGGCAUUCAGUGUUGCAGCUGCAAAACGUGGUUGGGUUAAAAAAGUAUAAAAUACCACCAUACAUGAACCAGCUCAUCGAGGUGCUGAAGCAGUCUCCUUUCUUCUCCGACAGAAGAACAACCAUUCUGAAAAGUCCUCUGUGCUGGGAGAAGUACACUGAAAAGUUUCAGCUGCUGCUGUAUCUGGAGGAACUUCAGAUGGAGGUGGACAUCAGGAGAUAUAAUAUCCCCAACGAUGACAAAACAUUUGCUGUCCUUCAAAGAGACCCAACCAACAAGAAGCUUCUCAUUCUGGAGGUACCUGGUGUGUCUGAGAACCGUCCAUCUGUUCUUCGAGGAGAUGCACUCCUGGUGUACCCCCAAGGAGAAACAGGAGUAAAGUACCGUGGCUAUGUUCACAGUGUGCAGCUGGACAGUGUCAAGCUGGGCUUUGCCUCUGAGUUACUGGAUCGCUUUAUAGACGGGAUGAAGUUCAAUGUUGAGUUCACCAUCAACCGUCUGACAGUGCAACUUCAGCACAGAGCAGCAGAACUGGCUGCUACCUACGGACUGAGAAGUGUGCUGUUUCCUGCUGCUCCUCCCUCAUGUCAUCCACCUGAGCUUCCCUCUCUCAGGCUGUUUGACUCAAAGCUGGAAAGAAAUCCAGAGCAGUAUCAAGCUGUGCAACACAUCGUGGCUGGCUCAUCCAGACCUGCUCCUUACCUUGUGUUUGGUCCACCUGGAACAGGCAAAACUGUAACUCUGGUGGAGGCCAUCAAACAGAUUGAGAAGAUGCAGACCUCCUGCCACAUUCUGGCCUGUGCUCCAUCGAACAGCGCUGCUGAUCUCCUGUGCACCAAGAUUCUGGAUCAUGUGGACGAACAUAAAGUGUACCGCAUGUACGCCAGCAGCCGGGAACCAAAAUUGGUCCCAGAUCUCCUGAAGGCGUGCUCUAACCUGGUUGGAGAGUGCUAUGUUUUUCCUCCCAAAGAUAAGCUGAUGGAGUAUAAGAUCAUGGUCACCACCCUAUUAACGGCUGGAAGGCUUGUCUCAGGAGACAUUCCUGCUGGACAUUUCACACAUAUAUUUGUGGAUGAGGCUGGACAUGCUGUGGAGACUGAAUGUUUAGUCCCAUUGGCUGGGCUACUCGAUACAGAGUCUGGUCAGCUUGUUUUGGCUGGAGACCCCAAACAGCUGGGACCCAUUCUUAGGUCUCCUUUUGCACUGAAAUACGAGAUGGGAGUGUCCCUCUUGGAGCGCUUGAUGAAUAAUUUCCCUCUGUACCAGAAGAACGAGAGCGAUUUCAACAACGGCUUUGUUACCAAACUGCUGCAAAACUACAGGUCUCAUCCUGCCAUUCUGAAGAUUCCCAAUGAGCUUUUCUAUGAUGGAGAGCUGCAGGCUUGUGCAGACGAAUAUUCACGCAACUUCUACUGCAGUUGGGAACACCUUCCAAAAAUGGACUUCCCAGUGAUCUUCGAUGGGGUGGUUGGUGUUGAUGAACGUGAGGCCAGCAGUCCGUCAUUCUUCAAUGUUGCAGAGGUGGAGGUGCUUAUGGGUUAUCUGAAGAAACUCCUACAGUCUCAAGGAAAGAAAGGCCAGGCUAAAAUUGCACCACGAGACAUUGGCAUCAUCGCCCCCUACAGGAAACAGGUGCAGAAAAUUCGCAAAGCCCUGGAAAAAGUUGGGAAAGAGUUCAAGUUGAAGGACAUAAGUCAUCUGAAGGUUGGUUCAGUGGAAGAGUUCCAAGGCCAGGAGAGGAGAGUGAUCAUGGUCUCUACAGUCCGGAGCAGCACAGAUUACGUAGAGAUAGACAAAAAGUUCAACCUGGGUUUUGUCAAGAAUGAGAAGAGAUUUAAUGUGGCGGUGACUCGAGCCAAAGCCCUGCUGAUCGUGGUGGGAAACCCCAGAGUGUUGAACACAGAUAGUACCUGGGCUCGCUUCAUCCAGUACUGCAGAGAUGAAGGCGGUCACAGAAACUUGAACCAGACCGAGGAAGAUGUGGAAAUUAUAACCAGACUAGCUGCCCUCUACAUCAAUAUUGAGGAUAAAGAUGAGACUGCUGAUAAUACUGCUGAGAGUGGUGUUCAGCGGCACCUGGACCCUGAGUGGAGGAAUGACAUGUGAACAGGACAGAAAAGAAGAGCCUGGACAUCCAUUGUCAGAACUUAAAGAAUUUUGUUGUGAUUUUUGGACAAGUGCAUUAUUUCACUGGAUAUGGAUUAUCCACUAAGGGCUCAUUUGCACUUUUUUAGAUAGAUGGAUGAUAGAUGACUGAUAGUACUUUAUCAGGUCCAAGUGGUGAUAGAAAUUCUUCUUUGACUGGCUCAGUGGUCACCUUUUAAAUAUUAAAGAUAAUGAAACGCAGCAAACAUUCAUUCGUAACUUAUUAAAUUAGGAAUUUACCAAAGAUCUAGAAGGAAAUCAUUUGUUUUUUAAUUAGGUGCUGUAAAUUCAUUAACUUUAAACCUUCCAGCAUCAAACAGAAUGACUUGAAUUUCCAUUAUAGUCAUUUCAAUUUAAACUAUCAUCUCAGGAUUGUCGCUAUAGUUUAUGGCUCAGUCACGCCUGCUCUUUUAUAAUUAAGUUAAAUGAUCAUUUUUAUUAGUGGAAUCAGCUGUUUAGCAGCCACAAGUGAAGCAUCCACUCUUUUAAUCAGUGUUAAAAAAUCUGAUUAAUUCAUUAUAAAUGAAAAUUAUUUUCAGGACUGCUUCCGAACUAAAUGGUAUUUUAUAAAAAAACAAAAUGUAUAUAAAAAGUGCUGCGGAAGAGUAAUAAAUGUCUAAAACGUGCAAUCUGGUGUAUGUCAGUUGUGGGCCCUGUCUUGACAUCGAUACAAUCAGUAUGGAAAAACAAAUUUAACACCCAGUCAUCUCAUGUCAAUGCAGUAAAAACAUUUGUAAGACUUUAAACACUGAUUCUGCAAGACAGAUGUAUUUAGGAUAAUCUUAAAAAAAAAAAACAAAACACACACACACAAAACCCUUAACAUGUUUGUCUCAUCCAGACAUUCAACACAUUCCACUGUUUACAAAGCAUCACAUUUUCUCUUCAACUAGACAUUGAAGACUGAGGCACUGUCCAGAUAAUCCAGGCCGACUAUAUUCUGAUCUUUUUGGAUCUGAAUGCACUACAUGGAAACAAAUAUCUAAUAUACUGGUGCUGUGUCGAGGCCAGUUUCCCCGUUGAGAGCUGUUCCCCCUCCAGGUCUGCGACAGUUCGAGAUGUGUUCCCUCAAAUAUAGCUGACCAAUUAUGACCCAGAGGUAUGAAAAUUUCAGGAUUUAUUAAAAACAUAUGAGCUGUAUGAAUUUCAAACUUGUGUGAAAUUGUUCCAAGUAUUUUGUUUAUAACAUUUCACAUGUCACUCUGGUCUUAUUUUAUUAAAAUUUUAGAGGAUGAACCCAGAUUUCAUAUUAAAAUGGCUGUAUACAGAAUGCAGUCAAAUCUAGUGCAGUGGUAUGUUAUAACAAAAUACUGGAUCUAAAACUACAGAUAUGAGACAGGAGGCAGGACUAGCUCAGAGGACGUGUUUGUGAUGUCUGUUAGAGCCAGAAUGUGUGUUUGCCACAACUGUCCACAACAACAGACCACUGUCUCCGGUGUCAGUUUAAACCAUCGCCAUAGAGGAGAGAGCCCAAGUUAUAGUCCAAGGCCUCUCCUUACGGUCACUGCUGCUUCAGAAUACUAUGCAGACUCCAGUGGAUUCAUGGAAGUGUGAUUAGGGUGAAAUUUUAGUCCUCUUCAGGUAAGAAAAUUGAGUAAUAAAGUUUUGCUGAUGUAGCACUUGGUAAAAUACAAGUUUUAGUGUAUAAAGUUUGAAGUGAUUAAUCACAGAAGGGACAGGACAGAGCUGAUAUAUGAAAGGAGACAGAGGUGAAUGCUGGUUUAGAAGCUGAAAAGCAGUGAAUAUGAAACUGCCAGUUAUGGCUAAAAGACAUGGGUCAGUUGGCAUGUAGGCCACAAAACCCUCCUCUGUAAACAAAAUCAUGACACAGAGGCAGAUUUGACAUCUGUAUGUGCACAUAUAAAUACAAACAUACAUUCAUACAUAUAGAAGGAAAAAGCCAAUCCUCCACACAAACUGCUGUGCUGGAGUGAGAAACAAAACAAGAAUUAAGCAAUUACCGCGUGUCAUUGAGGAAACUUUUUUUUUUUUUU
Messenger RNA from Melanotaenia boesemani (Boeseman's rainbowfish), 5159 nucleotides. RefSeq names its product putative helicase mov-10-B.2. The coding region runs from base 115 to 3126 and encodes 1003 amino acids. The record is from RefSeq and is a predicted model, not a curated record. The transcript has 23 exons. Gene Ontology annotation, molecular function: RNA binding; 5'-3' RNA helicase activity. NCBI's taxonomy places the organism in Eukaryota, Metazoa, Chordata, Actinopteri, Atheriniformes, Melanotaeniidae.